This is a messenger RNA of Grosmannia clavigera kw1407, 1371 nucleotides long. RefSeq lists its product as uncharacterized. The coding region runs from base 1 to 1371 and encodes 456 amino acids. Lineage: Eukaryota; Fungi; Ascomycota; Sordariomycetes; Ophiostomatales; Ophiostomataceae. The transcript has a single exon. The record is from RefSeq and is a predicted model, not a curated record.
AUGCCUACGUACCUCGUCCACGGCUUCCGCUGGCAGCGCGCCAGCAUCCGCGUCUUUGUCAUCUUGCGCAACGUCGAAGACGCCUCGCCCGACUGGAUCGUCCGGCCGGCUUCGGCCUGCAGCCUGCUCGACGCCUUCCAGGCCUCUUUUGGCUUCUUGCCGCCGCGCGCGACCGCCGGCUCGGUCUUGGUCUCGUCGCUGUCGUCGGCGUCAUCGACGUCGUCGUCCACCUCGGUGCCCUCGUCCGCCUCGACCGCCACCAGCACGUCCAUCCUCGCCUCCCAGGCCGGCUAUCCCGUCCGCCUGCUCGAGGAGUUCGACCCGGCCGAUCUCGAGACCGUCACGACUCCCUACGCCUACGUGGCCGACCAUGUGGUGCCGGUCGACCGCUCCGUCUCCAUCGUCGACGCCAUGGCCGCCUACGAGCGACGGCCAAAGGUGGCUACUGCUGACCCCUGGCUCGACCGUCUGCGCGACCAGCUGCAACCCGGCGAAGACCUGCGCUGGUACGUGGUCGUGAAUGGCGACGAAGAGCGCGACUGGCCGCAGGACCGGCCGUCUGCUCCCGUCAAGCCAACGCUACAGCGAGAAGCCCUGCAGUGGCCCCUCGUGCAGCCUCCGUCCGACGGCGAAAAUGAACACGACCGCGAAAACGACAACGACAUCGACGACGACUACAACAGCUACACCAACGAUUCCCGUCGCCACUCCGCCCUUCGACACCUCCGCCACGAGCUCGGCGGCUUCGGCUUCGAGGAAGGCGGCCUUGGCGAUGGGCUGCACCAGCUGCCCGUCGUCACGGCAGCGGCCGCAGAAGUGAGGGCAGCCAGAGCUGCUCGCGCACCACGACGAACCUCUACAAGAGCACCAAAAGCACCAAAAGCUUCAAAAGCAUCAAAAGCACCAAGAGCACAGCCAAGAGUUCAGCCGAGAGCAGGCCUACCGCCACCGGCACUACCACCGCCAACCAUGCCUCCCCCUCCUCCUCCUGUCAGCUUGCACAAACGGGUAGACACUGCAGAAAGUGGGCCGUCUCGUCCGCAGUCGUCUGGCGGCUUCCAUCGGCUCUUGCGGUCUCGCUCCCGAUCUGAUGCUCGCCAGCUGCUGCUGCUGCAACAACAGCAACAGCAACAGCACCAAAACUACCCAUACUACCAACAACCACUGCAGCCGCCUCUUCCCAGCGCUCCGCCCAAUCUCCCGCUGCCACCCAUCCCUACUUCGGCUCAGUCGGCUGUGCGCCACAAAAAGUCCACCGACGCCGGCGUUCCUCGUCCCAAGACAGCUACUGGCCGGUCCGGUGGCUCCAGCGGCUUCCGUCGGCUCUUUGGCCGCAGCAGCAAAACGGAGGAGAAGGCGGCAGAAGCCUAA